This is a messenger RNA of Paramisgurnus dabryanus, 4064 nucleotides long. RefSeq names its product cysteine-serine-rich nuclear protein 1b (gene csrnp1b). Gene Ontology annotation, molecular function: sequence-specific DNA binding; DNA-binding transcription factor activity, RNA polymerase II-specific. Gene Ontology annotation, biological process: regulation of transcription by RNA polymerase II. The record is from RefSeq and is a predicted model, not a curated record. Gene Ontology annotation, cellular component: nucleus. Lineage: Eukaryota; Metazoa; Chordata; Actinopteri; Cypriniformes; Cobitidae.
CUGCUCCGCCGUCUGCUUCAGACAAGAGGAACAGCUUCAGCUGCUGUACAGCGAGCGCACAAUAGACACACAAACAGCACACAGGGAUCUCUGUACGGAUACGAUCGCGAACGUAUCACUUGGAUUAUUACUGGUUUGGACUCAUCGAUACCGCGAUAUCACUAAUGCUGAUCGGAGCCGCUAUUGAUCAUCGACAGUAGCGCCAUGAGCGGGGUUCUCAAGAGGAAGUAUGAGGAGGUGGAGGAGGACCCAUGCUACUCUUCCUCCCCCUCCUCUCUUUCCUCAUCCGCCUAUUCCGAGUGGGAUUCGGAUGGGGAGAGCUGCUACUCGGACACUCUGGAUUCAACACCCAGCAACCCCAGCUCUCCAAAACUCUUUAACACCACAUCCAUCCUGAAGAAAGUCAAGCGCGCGCGCCGAGGGAACGUGCAGUUCGACCAGGUCACGGUUUACUUCUUCCCGCGCUGCCAGGGCUUCACCAGCGUGCCCAGUCGUGGAGGCUGCACCCUCGGCAUGUUGCAGAGACACAGCGCGCAGCGAUGCUACACGCUAGCUGAAUUUGCCAUAGAACAGCGGCACCAACGGAAAGAAAAACUUAAAAACAGAAUGAAGGAGGAGAAACUGGAAGCGCUCAAACUGAAGCUUACUAAAAACGGUACCCAGGAAUCAGAAGAGGCCGACAAGUUGACUGUGGACGACAUCCCCGAGGAUGAAAUCGACCUCAGCGGCGUUAACCUGGAGGACGGGUCCUUCCUGCACCCCUAUCCCUCGAAGAGAAGGCACGCUAUACUCAAAGCAGCCGGUGUGAAGAAAAUCGAUAAGGAAGAGAAGCGCCAAUUGCACGAGUUGCGUACGUCAAGGGAGGACUGCGGUUGUGACUGCCAGGGCUUCUGUGAGCCAGAAACAUGUAGCUGUAGUUUAGCCGGGAUCAAGUGUCAGAUGGACCACUCAUCCUUCCCAUGUGGCUGCACUAAAGACGGGUGCGGGAAUACGGAGGGCCGUAUCGAGUUCAACUCUAGCCGAGUUCAAACCCACUACAUCCACACCAUCAUGAAGCUAGAGCUGGAGAAACGCCUGGAGGAGCACACGACCGAGGCUUCGGAAGAACAGCCUGACUGCACUUCCUCGGUUCGUCCAGUAGAGGGCAGCACCGUACCCGAGAGACCCUCAUUUCAUUUCAGCUCCGAGCUGGUGGCUGUGAACGAGAACAGCUGUAGCAGCGACAUGACUGAUUCAUCCAGCUCGUCGGGUCAGAGCGAGGACACGGAAGUGGUCCGCGAGCAGUCGCCGCUGGAUGUGGAUGAAAACGGACUUGCGCGAAUUCUAAGCUUUAGCGACACAGACAAUGAGGAUUGUUCGGGGAAGGACGGAGAUGUCGAACGUAGCAACCAGCAGCAAAAAAACGAGUCUGCAUCUAUGGGUUACGGCAUCUUUAGCGCAGCGGAUGACAACAAACUCUGCACGUCCCAAACAGACUCUAACGUGAACAACAGUCGUACGGCCAUAUCCGAAUUUUUGGACGAGAACGCUAAUCAAGGAAACGGUUUAUUCCACAGUGGGUCCGUACCCCACACCCCGUCACCCUCCAUAGGUGAUCAUUCAGCCAGCUAUAUGGACCUAAGCCUGUCUUCGGAGUCAGACCUGGAGUUCUUCGAUGAGUUUCCUUGUCUGGGACCAAGCUCGCUCUACAACUCCCUGAAGGAGUACGAGCACAUGGACAACUUCUUUCAGUUCCAGUUGCCUAGUUACCCCAGCCUUCCUCAAGCUGCCGACCCAGGCACCUGUCUCCUGGAGUCCCUUAUUGGCUUGUCCGAUUCGGUCCCAGAACCUCCCGCCACCUUCACAGACAAUCAGAUGCUUGAGGACGCUAUGAAACUUUCAGUGAUGGAAUCUGUCAAAGUUUAGAGGGAUGUCGGUUAUAAAUGAACGCCAUCCUCCGAUGCUAUCGAUAUUUGCAUUAUCUGCCUUUAAGAUGUUAGCAAAGCAUUAAGUUAUUAUAACAAUCUUUAUUAUUAUUAUUAUUAUCAUUAUUUGUAUUGCCAUGCCAGUGGCAGCUAACAUUUCAGUUCGGGAAAAAAAGUCUGGCCAACUGAUUUUUGAAUAUUUUUGUACAUAUGGCCCGGAAGGUGAAGAAUUUCUCACCCACUUUGUUGGUAUUAUCAUCAUUUACCAUUAUUAUUAUUAUUGUUAUUAUUAUUAUUACUAUUAUUAUUUUUAUUGCUGAGGUUAUUUAUAUGAAUUCAAAAGGGGCACAGAUAGGAGUCUUGAAAUGAUGCUGAUUAUGUAUCUCAGGGACUUUUUCUAGCUUUUGGAAGCAAUGCAUUUCGACCAUCGCUGUUAUGGAUCUUAUUUGGCUUUUUCUGAGAAUUUCCACCAAAACACAAACAGCAUUUAAUGGCCCCUUUGGAGGGCUUCAGUCUCUGUUGCUUUUGGACUUGAGAUGUAUGGUGGUCUGUACUUUAUUGCAAAGCUAGAGGAAUCUCCUGUUCUAUAAACGGCUCCUUGGGAUUUUUAAUGGUACGCGAAUCCCCCAGAGGCUCCUCAGUUAGCACUUUAUCUGUGAACGAAAACGAAACCGAUCAGACAGCAAAUGGGUGAUCAGUAUGUUGUCUAUGAGAUGCUUUUCAUACAAGCGUGUGGUGUUUAGUGUUUAUCAUCAGCACAAAAAGCGAGCAUUUUUCUCUAAUUUAUUAUACACACCGCGGAUAUCUCAGUUGUAAAUCGUAUUCAUUUUGGAAAGCAUAAUAUAACUGUGAUAUCUGUUGACCAUUGCUUUUAUUUAUUCUUACCGAGUUAUUUAUUUUUGGUUUUUCUUUGAAUAUAUCUGAGCCACACUGUGCUCCGGAGAAGUAGAAACAAUGCAGCUUUUAAAAAACAAACAAACAUUUUUUUGGGAGGGUUUUCACCUUAAAUACAUUAACCUGUGUGAAGCACAUCUUUGUCCUGUAAUAAUGUUUCAUUUGUAGCUGUGGAGGAAGGGGCACCAACAGCAAAGUAUUUAUCUAUUCUAUUACUAUGAAGAAACACUUUGGUUAAAUUAUUUCACAGUUAGCAUUUCAGUGGGACUUAAUUUAUUCAUUGUUUGGGCAAUAAAAGAAAAUGGUGUGUGUUUAAAGAAAGAAAAGGUUUACUCUUUGUGCCUGUUAACACAAGGAGCCAUGAACAAGAUUGUUUUAUAGCUGAUGAUGCUGUAUAACCUACCUAUUGAUUAAAUUGCCUAUGAUAUAGAGAAUUAACAUUUUGUAACUAUGUAGAUUUGAGAGAAUUCUAAUCUGUAUUAUUGACAAAUUAUUUUAUUAAGAAAUGAAAUCCACAAUGGUCUUCAAAUAUGGAAAUGUUUGUAAUAUAUUAAUAUAGCUACGCAGGUAUUUGCAUAUUUCUAAUUUCUGUAACUACCUAAAUGAAUUAACCAAGUGAAAUGACUCCGAAUGGUUGGGCAGACACGACUUUGUGGGUAUAAAUUAGUAGUUUCAAAAACGUUAAAGCUGCAUAUAUUAUGCAAGAUCUAAAAUUAUGCAAAGAAAAUUCCCACUUCAAAAUGAAGAUGUUUAAAGGUUUACGUUUCUGAAUCAAUGUACAUAUCCGACCAUCCAGAAUUCAGCUGUUGGAUCAGCCUAGAAGAAUUUGCAUGCAAGAUUUGUUUAUACAUUCGUCUCCAUAUAUGUUAAUAGAGCAAAAAUGCACAAUCAGAAAUGUAUUUGCUUUUUUCGCCUUCAUGUGCUGAUCUUGAAAUCGAUUCAUUUCCAUGGCCGAGUGGACGUGGUUUCAUUCGUUCAAGUCCAGUUGAUUCCAUUGUAAAGAUGCAUCACCUCAUCACAAUGGAAGUUAUGGUAUUUAUUAGUCAUGGCCGGUGUAUGUUUUGAUCUCUGAUGCUUUGCAAAGUGUUUCUUACUUCUGCCUUUUGUUGUAUAUAUUUUCUGCGUCAAUGAAACUAAAGACAAAAACCAUGCAGUUCUUUUAUAUUAUAUAUAUUUUCAUGCUUAACAGUUUAAAGCUGUUCAUUUCAUUCAAGUCUUUUGACGGUAGUGUGUCCCUUCAAAAUAAAAGUUCAGCUUUUUUCUUAA